AUGGAGAAAUUUUAUUUAUUUGCGUUGUGUACAAUCUUGUCAUUAUGCUGCAAUUCAUUUGCAAACGAGGACCAACAACCUUUGGCGGAAAGUCCUGAUGCCGAAUAUGGCGGUGACUUGAAAAGUGCGGAGGAAGGAGCAGCGGGAGAGGAGGAGAUGGAUCUGAGCAAAGAGCAGGAUCCGGAGAUGGAAUAUAAGAAAGGAUCUCUUUGUGGGUACUGUACCUACUGCAAGUUUUGCAAGAUGUGUGACAGAGAUUGUCCAUGCACAAAAAGCCCCACGAGACCAAACUGUGAUUUAUGCAAGUACUGCAAAUAUUGUUACCUAUGUAAACUGGCUUGUGAUACAUUCUGUCAGCCUGGGGGAUAUGUGGAUCGUUAUACAUCACUGCUGUUCAGAAACUUUCUUGAAAAAUCAUUGAUUGCUCUUACAUUCAAAAUGAUUCAAGUAACUCAAUUUUUAAUCCCAUUUAGUAAAUUGCCUUAUUAUGACAAAGAGGAAAUCGACAAUGACCUUAAUAAAGUAAAAGACUGGAUUGACAAGAACAAAGAUGAACUGUAG
Molecule: messenger RNA, 561 nt
Organism: Helobdella robusta
Lineage: Eukaryota; Metazoa; Annelida; Clitellata; Rhynchobdellida; Glossiphoniidae
Exons: 5
Coding region: 1-561 (186 amino acids)
Molecular function (GO): calcium ion binding
Source: RefSeq, a predicted model, not a curated record